AUGGUAAAGAAGAAAAAUGAAAAGUGGCGGAUGUGUGUAGAUUUCAAAGAUCUAAACAAGGCCUGCCCAAAAGACUCCUUUCCAUUGCCACACAUCGACCAGCUCAUCGAUGCAACAGCAGGACACGAGUUGCUAAUCUUCUUAGAUGCCUACUCGGGUUACAACCAGAUCCUCAUGGAGGUAGAAGACCAGGACAAAACUACUUUCAUCACUCACCAAGGAACGUACUGCUAUAAGGUCAUGCCGUUCGGACUAAAGAAUGUAAGAGCGACGUAUCAGAGAUUGGUCACCAAGAUGUUCAAAGACCAACUCGGUAAAACAAUGAAAGUCUACAUCGACGACAUGCUGGUUAAGUCUAAGAGGAAAAAAGAUCAUAUCGAUCAUCUGAAGGAAGCCUUCAACAUAUUAAGGCAGUACGACACGAAACUAAACCCCAAAAAAUGCACUUUCGGCGUAACCUCGGGCAAGUUCCUCGGUUUCCUGGCAGAACCAGGCGAAUGCCUCCUUGUCUAUCUAGCCGUCUCCGAAGUCGCGGUAAGCGCGAUUUUGGUCCGUGAGAGCAAAGGACUGAAAUUGGCCCUCAAAUAUGGUGCACGACGAGUCGUCCUCCACUGUGACUCCCAACUUAUCGUAAACCAAGUUACUGGGACUUUCCAGAUCAAGGAGCAGAGGCUACGGAAAUACCAGACUGAAAUCCACAAGCUGCUACCAGAAUUCGAUGAAUGCUGA
Nicotiana attenuata is the source of this 729-nucleotide messenger RNA. RefSeq names its product RNA-directed DNA polymerase homolog. The record is from RefSeq and is a predicted model, not a curated record. The coding region runs from base 1 to 729 and encodes 242 amino acids. Gene Ontology annotation, molecular function: RNA-DNA hybrid ribonuclease activity; nucleic acid binding. Lineage: Eukaryota; Viridiplantae; Streptophyta; Magnoliopsida; Solanales; Solanaceae. The transcript is spliced from 3 exons.